UAUUUAUAAAUAAUCAUUGGACACAAUGCUGCGUCCUUUGGCCAUCUUGAGAAGACCCCGAACGAUGUUCAAAACAGUGACGUAUUUCCUUUUACCGGCAAAAUUGCUUCGAUAACAACAGGAGCCCUACCCUAUCGUCAUCAUCAUCCAUAAGUUCAAAGAUGGCGCUUGCUAGUGUGUUGCAGAGUGAGUCAGUAGAUUUUUCAAACUAUGGUCGCCAGCGUCAUGGCUUCGCCAGUGGUUUGUAUGAAGCAGAGUUGGGUUUGGAGUCUGUUGGAGGAGAUCGACUCUCUUUCGCUCUGAGCACCUCGUGCUCUAACGGAGAUGGACCAGAUAGAAAGAUUGAAUUCCUUCAUGGCACAACCACAUUAGCCUUCAAAUUCCAGCAUGGUGUCAUUGUGGCUGUGGACUCCAGAGCCACAGCCGGCUCCUACAUCGCCUCCCAGACAGUGAAGAAGGUAAUAGAGAUCAACCCCUACCUGCUGGGCACCAUGGCUGGAGGUGCAGCUGACUGCAGUUUCUGGGAGCGCUUGCUGGCCCGCCAGUGCCGCGUCUACGAGCUCCGCAACAAGGAACGCAUCUCAGUGGCAGCCGCCUCAAAACUGCUGGCCAACAUGGUGUACCAGUACAAAGGCAUGGGCCUUAGCAUGGGAACCAUGGUGUGUGGCUGGGACAAGACUGGACCAGGUCUCUACUACGUGGACUCUGAGGGGAACCGUGUGUGUGGGGACCUGUUUGCAGUGGGCUCUGGCUCCAUGUACGCGUAUGGCAUCGUGGACAGUGGUCUGAAGCAGAAGGACCUGACAGUGGAGGAGGCCUGUGAUCUGGGUCGCAGGGCCAUCUAUCAGGCCACAUACCGUGAUGCCUACAGUGGAGGACAGGUCAACCUCUACCACGUCCACAGUGAGGGCUGGACCAGAGUGUCCCAGUCAGAUGUCCUAAUGCUGCACCAACAGUACCAGGCAGAGAAGGCAUAGAGAGGAGUUGGUUCAUGUAUGGUGAGAGAAGGGCAGGGGUUAAUAGAAUGUAUGGGAGGGUAGAUGUUAUGUGACAGCCUUGGGGAGACAAUUCAAUCAAAAGAUAAUGGUGUUUACACACAUCCAAACUUGGCAUAGGAUCUGGAUGACUGAAAAUGACCUUUAAAGAUAUUUGUAACCUGGUUGUCACUACAUUUUCCAUGCUCUGCCAGGGAUAAAGGGGUGUUGCUACGUAGUGGCGUUGCUGACUUUUAUUUUAUUUUGACUGCUCUGUAACAUUUUUAAUAAAUGUUCUCAUUCAUUCUCAUCUAACGUGUGCUUUUUAAAAUAAAAUAAAUGUUAUUUGUAACAGUGAAUUGAA
Messenger RNA from Oncorhynchus kisutch (coho salmon), 1338 nucleotides. Its product is annotated as proteasome subunit beta type-5-like. Bases 162 to 977 code for a protein of 271 amino acids. The record is from RefSeq and is a predicted model, not a curated record. The transcript is spliced from 3 exons. Lineage: Eukaryota; Metazoa; Chordata; Actinopteri; Salmoniformes; Salmonidae. Gene Ontology annotation, molecular function: threonine-type endopeptidase activity. Gene Ontology annotation, cellular component: proteasome core complex; cytoplasm.